Molecule: messenger RNA, 4270 nt
Organism: Strongylocentrotus purpuratus (purple sea urchin)
Lineage: Eukaryota; Metazoa; Echinodermata; Echinoidea; Camarodonta; Strongylocentrotidae
Product: trace amine-associated receptor 7e-like
Exons: 2
Coding region: 218-1507 (429 amino acids)
Biological process (GO): G protein-coupled receptor signaling pathway
Cellular component (GO): membrane
Molecular function (GO): G protein-coupled receptor activity
Source: RefSeq, a predicted model, not a curated record
CAUACCUCGGAUCGAGGAGCUCAGUGGCAGGAAUUGAUGUUAUUUUCGUCUGAAAUUUUACUUUACUCAAGUUACAUGAUAUUUGUUUUCCAUUUCGUCGAGAUUUUAAAAACGUUCACUCUACGAUUUGAGUGACGACGUACAGGCAGUUUUUGCCCAUUUGUUUAACUGCUCUGCCUGGUUUUUCUUUGGAAUUGAUUGUAUCCUUAAACAGAAUAUGGCCCAAAAUUCUGUUCUCGGAACUGUCAUCCUUCUCAUUUCCUCGACGACCUAUCUUGGACAGACAUCGGGCGAGAGUGAGGCAACAACUUCUUAUGAAAUUACCACCGACGCAUUCUUCGGCACCUUUGAAGACGUCCACAACAGCACCUUCCGCGAUGCACAAGGUGAUGUCUCUGAAACUGUCUUGUCGAGUACCUUUGGUCCAACGGAGGAAAUAGAGGGUACGACCAUGAUGAAUGGCCAAUGGUCCUGGACCCCAGUAUCCUGGACAUGGAACAUGGUUCUACAGCUCAUCCUAGGAAUCGUAGGCAUCCUUGGUAAUCUACUAGUCAUGCUCGUUCUGUUCAGACGACGAUCUCUCAGCAGGACCACAGACACUCUAAUCGGAGCUCUAGCACUUGCUGAUUUCGUCACCUCAAUUCUGAUCAUCCCCAUCCCAACAGCCGAGGUGGUACCGUCCACCUGGGUUGGUGAACUGUACUGCCGUAUCCUCUAUACAUCUUUUUUCAUGUGGCUCUUUGUCAGUGUGUCCAUCUUUACACUGACAACCAUAUCCAUCGAGCGUUUCUUUGCCGUUGUGUUUCCUAUCAAGUUUAACCGCAUCCUGCGUAAGCGUCACGUUGUCUUUGCCAUUCUUCUGAUCUGGCUUACAGCUGUUGUCGCAGAUAGCUUCAUCCCACUGGCUAUAUCCGUCGACCCCAGCACCCAAUCCUGCAUUUAUUCUUACUCUUCCCAGCUUGCCUCAGAGGUCGCAGGGGUCACUUCCUUCCUGCUUCACUUUCUCUUCCCUUCGCUCAUCAUGUUAGGCACACAGGCAGCCACGGCUUACGCCCUCUAUCAGCAAGCUCUGCUCUUCGGGAAAAAUGGCGACGGAAGUAGCCGAUCAACGUCAUCGUACCGCCUCCUGAAGGCCAAGAAUCGUGUGAUUAAACUACUUCUUAUAGUAAUAAUUGUCUUCAUAAUCUGCUGGGGACCAAACAGCAUAGGUUAUUUCCUCUUUAACGUAGGGGUUAUUGAUUACACGUAUCUCUAUGGAGAUCUUAAUCGCAUCCUGACUGUAUUGGCGUUCUGCAACUCGUGCGCUAACCCAUUCAUCUACACCAUCCAGUACCCUCAGUUUAGGAUAGCCAUUAAAGAACUGUUCACUGGCUCAAUGUCAUCGUUUGGGGCGCUAUUCGAUGGUCAUGUGGAAUCACCGACUAGGAACAACUCUGCACUCAAUAACUGUGACGAUAAGAGUAUCACACAGCUGACAACUAUUCCUUCACAUGCAGUGCCUGAGUGACCCGAGUAAUUAAUGUAGUCCGACAGCUCAUGAGAUCUAACGGUCCGGUAGACCUAAUGGUUCAGUAGCCUAACGGUCCGGUAAACUGACAGCCCAUGGGACCGAUAAUAAUGGUCUGAUGAACUCCCAGAAUUAUUGUAAGUAGACACACGAAAGCGAUGUGUGAGUCUCAUUAGGUUGUCGGUCUAGUGGGAUGUUUGUCUGAUGGGCCGUCGGUCUAUAGUGGCUUGUCAAUGUUACGGGCUUUCCGUCUCUAGGCCUGUCAGUCUCGUGGGCUCUCAGUUUUGUCGGCUGUAAUCUUUAAAAUGACAGUUUAUCAACGAUGGGGGAAAGUGCAAUUCAUGAAAAAAUUAUAGUUUCGUAUAAAUAGCAACCAAUGAACAACAGUCAUAACAUUUUGUUGAAUUAGUUUGGUCAAUGCUCUAUAAAUUGGCCAUUUUCGUAUUAAUGUAACCGAAGUUAUUUUCGUAAAGUGUCUCGACACGAAUGAUUUCAUUCACCUGUUACGAAUAAUUGUAUUUCAAUAUGAGUCAGGAUGCAAAUAGUAUUUAUCAUGUUCUGUUAGGAAGUGCAAACCAUUAUGUUUGUCCUACCUAAAGCAACAACUCAUAUAUGCAAUUGAAAUUCUGACUGUUGAGAUUCAGCCCGAAGGAAUCCCUCGCAACCGGCUCCAGUGAGACUUUGCCUACCUGGCUAAGCCUCAACCGCCUGAGAACUGGCUACGGACGAUGCAGAGUCCUAAUGCAGAGGUGGGGUCUAGGAGACGAACAAACAGCAUGUGAAUGCGGCCAGGAACAGACAAUGGAACACCUGCUAGUCUGCCCACUCCUGCCAGAGUCAUGCACCCAAAAUGACCUGGAAGCCGUGAAUUACCGUGCCAAAGCCUGUGUGGACCACUGGACGUGAUUCGAUAAGAAGAAGAAUGAAAUCAUUCGUAUCGAAGCGCUUCUCAAAGGCAUAUGCAUUAAGUUGGACCUUGUAAAAGACUUAUUUUUAUUGAAUUGGCUACCUUGUUUAUCUAUUGAUAGAUAUUUAACCUUUGUAAUUCAAUUAUUAUGUGCUAUAGUGGUUCUUACGCUGACUUUUACAUUAAAUGAUACAUGAACUUGAUUUAAAGAUUAUUUAGAUAUCAUUUCACUUUGGGAAAAAAAAAUCGAAGGAAUAGAAAUGAGAUUGAGUUUAUUAUAUGUUAUACACAGUAAAAGCCCGAAGCAGUUCGCAGACUGGUUUCAAUCAAGGCCGUGUUGAUACAAAGCAACUUAAUCAUGACGUAUAAACAAAAGUAAUAUAACACUGACAAAUUUACAACCAUAACACAACAAUAUAUAUAAAAUAAGCUAAAAACACUUAAGUUGAUUAUAACUAUAUUGAUAGGCUUAAAAUAUAAACAAUUUGAUUAUCAAAAUAUGUAUGUAUACAUACAUAGUAAAAACAAAACGUGACAGUGAGUAUAAAAAGAUAUUAAACAAGUUAAGAACAUAUGUAUGUAAUUAUGUUAAAUAUUAUAUAAGAAAAAUGCGUAAUCCAUAUGGUUUAGAAGUAACAUGAAGUAUGGAAUAAUACUAAAUACUUAAGAACAUAUAAAUACGGAUCAGUUAAAUAUUACAUGAAUAAUUUAAAAAGUUACCCCCUUCCCACACACUUAUUUCGUAUUACAUCAGUUUACCUUAAAAGCUUUUUUUCUUUUUAAAGAUUUAGCACCUUGUACAUCAUGUGGCAGGUUAUUUCAUGAAAAGGCCCUUCUAUAUUUGAAUGAUCUUUUCAUAGUCCCAGUCUUUGGUCUUAUUGUUUUCAAAUUAUACAGACUUGAACGUGUAUUGUAUGUAAGGUCAGAAAAUAUAAACUUGUCUACUAAAUAUUCAUAAGCUUGUUUUGAGACAAUCUAAUACAUCAUAAUUGCUACAUUUUUAAAAAUAAUAUGGAUAUUUAUAUAGCGCCGGUAUCCGCCAGGCUCUGACGCUCAUGGCGCUGUACAUACAUGUAUUACUAUCACAAAAAAUAUAACUUUCUUAACUAAAAUAAAGUAAACUAAAACAACACAAAUUAUUACGCUACAUUGACAUGAUUAAAAAGCACUGUUUAGAAGUGUUUUCCAUUUUUACUCUUGUUCAAUUUUCAUCUGAUGAGGAAUACCAAGAGGAUCUAUUAAUUAUUCGUGCUGCUCUAUUCUGAAUUUGGUGUAAUUUGUUUUUCUGUGUACUUCCACAUCCGCCCCAUACUACAUCGCAAUAGUUUAAGUGAGACAAUACUAGUGAAUUAUAAACCAAUUUCAUUUCAUAUUCAUAUACUAUAUAUAUAUAUAUAUUUUUUUUUAUAGAUUUGAGCAUAUAUAAUCCGUUACUUGCUUUUUAACGAAUAUUAUUAAUAUGUUUCUGCCAUGAUAACCUUCAUCUAAAAUUACCUCAACGUGUCUACACUUACUAACUCGAGUUAACAAAUUAUUAUCCAUAGUAAUUUUAAAAUCAGUAUCUUUAACUUUAUCCAGAUGUUGUUUCGUAUCGAAUAAAAUGUAUUAAGUUUUUUAAUAUUCAAAUUAACAGAUAAUACGAAUGAAUUGAUGAAGAUAUGAACAACUAAAGAAAGAUUUGGAUGAAUAAAUGGUUUGGAAUGAUAUUAAACAAGUAUUUUUCAAGUUUUCAAUAUAAGUGUGUUAAUUACUUUAAUAUCAAUUUCAAAUAAAUGUCUCUAUAGUGAUUUGUAUGUUCUUGUCUGUAUUUUUUUUCUUGUCUCCAAACACUUUCUAAAUUAAAAUGAUUUCAAAAA